GAUGAACCCGCAAAUGCCUAGAGAGGUUGCUUGACUAUACUGGGUUCGUGGUUGAAACAUUUGUUGCGCAUGGACAGAGGCUACCUUGUUGGUGGCUAAUUGUACGUGGCUAGGAGUAUGCUGGGGGGCGGAAUGGAGCAGAAGGGAAGGGCAAGAAAAGAAAUAAAAUAAGAGGGCAGUGCUUCACCAUGGCCCAAUGUGAGGAAGCUCCAGCGGGUAAGGACCCGUGUGAUGUGGAGAAGGCAAAGCAGAGCUGCCCCGGCACCUUGAUCCAGAAAUUCAAACCGCACAUGUACACCGACAACAGGUGCCCCAUGGAUGCCAAGAGCCUCAUUGCCGGCAACACCGGCUGCAAAGCUGCUUUGGAGAUCUUCAACUCGACGCUCGAAGAUCCGUGCCAUGAUGACCCAGAUGGAUCUAAACAUAAGUGCUAUGCAGAUUGUACUGCAUGCUUCAACGAGCGUGGAGCUGGGUCAAAGUGGUGCCAGCCCCCUGCAAGUGGAGGAUUUGGAUGCGACACCGGCUAUGAUUGCAAGUACCUGCUGGAUGAUCAAUCUUGCAGCUUCUUCUGUGGAUGCUCUGUCAAACCCACUCCAGGCAAAUGCCCGCAUGCCCCUGAUGAUGCUUGGAGAAUGUGCCGAGAUCCAGCCAAGGGUGGAGGCCCACAGUGUGUUUGGUGCCAGGAUAAGCACACUUGCGUCGCUUCUGAAGGCAAGGUCUUCCCAAAGGGUUUCGAUCCAUCCUGCGGAGACCCAACUACUCCACCGUUGGAGAGCCCGGAGCCCAACACACAGAAGACCAACUUGUGCGUCUACAAAUGUGCCGAUGAUGUGGCCGAGUACGUUUGCCUGGACGAUGGCUGUCCAGAUACAUACGGAGAUUGCUCUCGCGCAUUUUGGUACAACGUGGCCGCUGAUGGAUGUGGUGAACUGGGCAGCCAUACGUAUGAUUCUGGUGGUGAAAAGGUUGGAGAUCAAACGGAUGCUCACGUCUCCAUCAAUGGAAAUGCCAUGCACCAAGUGGCCCUCGCCCUACUGAAGUCCCGGCGCUUGGCAACUUUGAAGGGGGAGGUCUUGGAAGAUGUGAGCGCAGAUGACAUCGCAAAUGGCAUCAAAGACUUGGAGGACAAAGGGCUUUCUAUGGCAGAGAAGGGCUUGUGCUCCUGGAUGACUGGAGGGGCUGGCUCUCGCCUGUGCGGCUUUGUGGUGAAUUCCCCUGUGGUCCAAUGGGUCAACGACAAGCUUCUCAAUUUGCCCUUCGCAUCUCAAGUUACUCAUCAGCUCGCCACAAAAGCUGCUGGGGCUUUGGGACCUGUGGCAGAGGUUGUGGUGGGAGCACUCACGGCGGUUGCAAAGGUGGUGAGCACUGCUGGAGAUAUCAUCAACGCUUGCAAGAAUGCAGCUGUGAAUGUUGCUCAUACCGUUCUCCACUGGUUUGGGUGGAUGGACAGAAGUGUCUUUGCAACCAUCACUGGUGAGCGAGGUCGUCUUUCAUUGCCACCUACUGAACUCAAAGAGACAGCUGAAGGUGUGCUUGUUUGAACGGCCUAUGACCUGGCAAGAGAGGAAA
Molecule: messenger RNA, 1569 nt
Organism: Effrenium voratum
Lineage: Eukaryota; Dinophyceae; Suessiales; Symbiodiniaceae
Source: the annotation of a GenBank genome assembly